Molecule: messenger RNA, 2479 nt
Organism: Colletotrichum scovillei
Lineage: Eukaryota; Fungi; Ascomycota; Sordariomycetes; Glomerellales; Glomerellaceae
Product: flavin containing amine oxidoreductase
Exons: 3
Coding region: 90-1616 (508 amino acids)
Molecular function (GO): oxidoreductase activity
Source: RefSeq, a predicted model, not a curated record
GGGGCGGGGUGAUUUAACCCGGGAAGCUGAAGCACGACAUUGUCAGGCCCAUUGCCCAACAUUUUGUUCAACUUUCAAGAUCCAGACACAUGUUUAAACGCAACAUUGUCACAAUGAGCAAUCAACUUUUGGACACAAUUGUGAUCGGAGCCGGCUGGUCUGGCGCCGUUGCCGCCCGGGAGCUUGCCAGCAAGGGUCGCAAAGUGUUGGUACUUGAGGCUAGAGACAGAAUCGGUGGACGUGCGAGUACGUGGGUGAAGGGAGAUGCCAAGAUUGAUGUUGGAUGCAGCUGGAUUCACGGCUACAAAGAAGGAAACCCUGCGAGAUAUAUCGCCCAAGACUUUGGCGUUGCCGCUCACUUGCCCAAGGCUGCUGAGGGUGUGAUCUACGGCCCAACUGGCCGUCUCUCAAGUUCCAAUGCCGACAACCUGCGGGCAUCCCUUGGUGCUGCUCAGGCAUCAUUGAAGCUCCCUCACCCAGCGCCCUCUCCAUCUACAUCUCUCGCAUCCGCCCUUCUGGCUGAUGACUCGGCUCUUUUCUCAGCUUCUGCAUCCCCUGACCCUUCCUCAGACGUCAACCAAACCAGCCCUGCCGACCCGACGCAGGUAGCGACGCAGCCCGCAUCAGGUUCAUCUCAGAAGGAGCUGGCAGCCGCCCUUGCCCGCUCCCUCGAGAUUCCCCUGGGACUCAAGCUCGAAAAAGCAUCUCUGAAGUGGGCUGGAUGGGAGAGUACCACCUCAUUUGGAGGCUCUGAUGCCGCCCCAGAGGGAGGCUAUGAGGCUUUGGUCAAGCAGGUCCUUGAUGACGCCAAGGCCAAGGGCACUGAGGUGAAGCUGAGCACAAAGAUUACUGAAAUUUCACAAAGUCAAGACAGAGUUACAAUUGUCGACGCCAAGGGCAACAAAUUCACGGCAAAGACGGCCAUUUCUACCAUCCCGCUCGGUACCCUCAAGACUCUACCUGAAAGCACCUUCAACCCUGCGCUGCCGCCGCGCCUACAGGAGGUAAUCAAGGGCACCCACGUCGGUGUCCUAGAGAAGUUGCUGCUCCAGUACCAGACAGCUUGGUGGCCCGAGGCCGACAAGGCAGGAUCCUACACCUUCUUGCCCACAUCUACGAAGCCCGUGACCGAAAGCUCGACCCCCGCCGAAAUCUUCGAGGCGUCGACUCUGGUCUGCGCCAACUUCGCUGGGCCGUCUCUCCCUGGCCCUAGUCCGACUUUGCUGACGUACCUUUCCGAAACUCCUGCUACCGCAUUGCUCCGCUUCGAUCAGAAGGAAGUCGCGGCUGCCUACCACAAGUUCCUCGUCUCUCGCUUCAAGCCAUCAUCUGAGCCUGCGGAGCCGAUCGAGACCAACUUGACCAACUGGUUGACAGACGAGUUCUCCCGCGGUGCUACGACCACGCCUUCCAUUAUCUCAGAGAAUGGGGAGCGAAGCCCACUUGACUUCAAGGAGCUGAGCAGGCCCGUAUGGGAUGGAAGACUCGGAUUUGCCGGCGAGCACACAGAGAUGGAAAACCGUGGAAGCGUGGCUGGUGCAGUCGUCAGCGGCUACCGUGAGGCAGAGCGUGUUGGCAGACUUUUGAGACUGCUGGACGAGAACGCCAAGCUGUGAUUGGACGAGGAAGGAAGGCGUCGGACAGUUUCUCAUGGGCAAGCUAGAUUUGGGAUGUGCUAUAGGCUUAGACGGGGGUUGGAAAUUCUUUUCUAGGAAGUGAAUCAGACGAUCGAACCCGACAAAGGUCUUCGAGGACGCUCUAUGCCGUUCAUCCUGAAGCGGCUAGAAGCUUCGCUGCACGAUCUUUGGCAAUAUCACACAUUGCCUGUUGUCUCGUUAGAAGAAUGUCUCGAGGAUCCAGGUUCAAGGGUGCAACUUGCCUGGAUGGCGGCGAAUUCCUCGAGAGCCAAGUCACCACGCGAGAUACGAGCACGCAUGUUUUCCAUAAUUUCCGGCCGACCUCGACCGUUGACAAACACCACGUAACGUAGGCCUGGGAAUUUUUCCUCGUACUCGGCGUUCAGCGCAGCCAGCUCUGUGGCGUCUCCACUCUGAAGCUGGGCUUGCUCUGCGGCGGACUGAGCACUCUCAACCUUCUUGGCCCCGAGACGUGGGUGUGAACCGAUGAUUGAGUGUAGCUGUGCCUUUUGUGUAGGGUCCGCCGUAAGAGCCUCGAAGAUCUUUUGAGCUUGGUUGAUGAACUCGUCGUACGACUGGAAAGAUGUUGUGGAAAUAGAGGGCAGAAGAAAGGCGUGAAUCGCGGGGCUCGGCUCGAAGAGCGCAUCUAGGACCUUGGCCUGUUGCUCCACGGGGAGGGAGUUGAGACUGUUGACGUCAGGCAGAGAAGCCAUAGUGAAUUGCAAAUUGCACUUUGUUGUUUUGAAUCACGAUGAAGCAAUGAGUAAGUGACCGUUCAUGACCUGUUUAGUCUUUAACAUCGCGCGCAACGAGGGCACCUCUGCAUUUUAAGGCAGUGGAAG